Messenger RNA from Gilbertella persicaria, 1168 nucleotides. RefSeq lists its product as uncharacterized. Gene Ontology annotation, molecular function: oxidoreductase activity. Lineage: Eukaryota; Fungi; Mucoromycota; Mucoromycetes; Mucorales; Choanephoraceae. Bases 100 to 1041 code for a protein of 313 amino acids. The record is from RefSeq and is a predicted model, not a curated record. The transcript is spliced from 2 exons.
CAAUAAACAUGGUUUAUUUACAUUGUAAAAACGUAUAUAAACAAGCCGUAAAUCAUUGCAAAGAGCCUCAUUAUUAUCAUCUCUUUCUCUUUAUAAAACAUGACUGUUGGCUUUGACGAAGAACUCCCCAAUGAUGUCUAUCAUUACAAUGAAAUGCGUAAGAAUAUGGACUGGGAAAAGUCUGGCAUUGCCUCUCUUUUGAAACCUGCUCCUGUCUCUCAGCACUUGCCUUCUUUUGAUGCUGAAGGAAAGCCAUGUUUCAAGCCUUAUCGCGGUUCUGGUAAACUCCAAGGGAAGUUCGCUUUAAUUACAGGUGCCGACAGUGGUAUUGGUAGAUCGAUCGCCACUCUCUAUGCUUUGGAAGGCUGCGCUGGUAUUACGAUUGUCUACCGUGAUGAAAGGGAAGAUGCUGAUGCUAUGUACACUAAGACAACCAUUGAAGCUCAAAGCAAGUGUAAGAUUCAUUUGAUUGCUCGUGAUAUUGGCUAUGAAAAAAACUGUCAAGAAAUCUUGGAUAGCCACUUGAACACUUUUGGUCGUAUUGAUAUCUUGGUCAACAAUGCUGCUGAACAACACAAGGUUACUCGCGUUGAAGACUUGGAUGCUAACGUAGUUGAAAGAACCUUCCGUACUAACGUCUUUGGUCCUAUUUUCAUGACUAAAUUGGUUUGUGGUCAUCUUAAGCAAGGUGGUGUCAUUGUCAAUACUGCUUCUAUCGCUGCUUACCGUGGUAUGGAUGUCUUGGUUGAUUAUUCCGCUACUAAGGGCGCUAUUGUCUCUUUCACUCGUGCUUUGUCUCAACAAUUGGCACCUCGUCGUAUUCGUGUCAAUGCAGUUGCUCCUGGCCCUGUCUGGACACCUUUGAUUCCAAACACGUUUUCCCGUGAAGAAAUUCAGAACUUCGGCUCUUUCCCUCCUUUCAAGCGUCCUGCUCAACCUUGUGAAGUUGCUGCCUCUUUUGUCUUUUUAGCUUCUGACGACUCCUCCUUUAUGACUGGCCAAGUCGUUCACCCUAAUGGUGGUACCGUAAUUAACACAUAGGUUUGAAAACAAACAAAUAAGAUUUUUUUUAAGGAGGUGAUUUAUAUAUAUAUAUUGCUUAACAAAAAGACUCCUUUUACCCCCUGAAAAUACGCACGCACUUUUAACAAUAAAUUUGGCCUUGAAG